This is a messenger RNA of Antrostomus carolinensis (chuck-will's-widow), 911 nucleotides long. RefSeq names its product calcitonin gene-related peptide. Bases 7 to 387 code for a protein of 126 amino acids. Gene Ontology annotation, molecular function: calcitonin receptor binding; hormone activity. The record is from RefSeq and is a predicted model, not a curated record. Lineage: Eukaryota; Metazoa; Chordata; Aves; Caprimulgiformes; Caprimulgidae. Gene Ontology annotation, biological process: regulation of cytosolic calcium ion concentration; adenylate cyclase-activating G protein-coupled receptor signaling pathway. The transcript has 4 exons. Gene Ontology annotation, cellular component: extracellular region.
GAAAUCAUGGUUAUGCUGAAGAUUUCAUCUUUCCUUGCUGUUUUGGCCUUGGUCGUGUGCCAGAUGGACAGCUUCCAGGCAGCCCCAGUCAGACCUGGCUUGGAGUCCAUAACAGAUCGAGUGACGCUCAGUGAUUACGAAGCUCGGAGGUUAUUAAAUGCACUGGUGAAAGAGUUCAUACAGAUGACAGCAGAAGAGCUGGAGCAAGCCUCUGAGGGGAACAGCAGUGUAACAGCACAGAAGAGGGCAUGCAACACAGCAACCUGUGUCACCCAUCGUCUGGCAGAUUUCCUGAGCAGGUCAGGAGGAGUGGGCAAGAACAACUUUGUACCAACCAACGUGGGAUCCAAGGCCUUCGGCAGGCGAAGAAGAAGCGUUCAAAUGUAAAAAGCUGAAUGAUAAUGUGAAUAUGGUUGCCAUGAAACCAAAAAUUCAACUUUAAUUUCUAAUGAAAGCAACUUUUCUCCAUAAAUCAAGACAGCCAAAAAGAAGAUUAAUUUUGCAUCUUGAUAUUGAAAAUGUUUUAUUUAAUACAAAUGAAAACACUUCUGUUAUGUAUAGUACAAGAUAAUCUAUUAAAGUUAAAUUAUUGUAUAUUCUUUUUAUAUGCAACUCUAUUUCAAAUAAAAUGUGACAGCAUCUAUUAUUUAUUUAUCUUCCAGCUUAUAUGUGAUCUAUGCUGCGUAUCCUGGCACUACUGCCAAAACUCGGGGAUUAUACUAAACUGCUGCCUGGCGAGGCAUAUAUGUAUUAUAUGGUGUGCUGUGCCUUGAUGUAAAACACAACUAACCUGAUUGUACAGUAUAUUUAAAAAAAAAAAAAAAGGGGGGGGGGGGGGGGGGGGCAAAACAGCCACUUCAAUAUUGUAUCAUUUGUGAAUUUACACAAAAUUAAAAAAAGUAUUUUAGAUA